Molecule: messenger RNA, 2212 nt
Organism: Rhineura floridana
Lineage: Eukaryota; Metazoa; Chordata; Lepidosauria; Squamata; Rhineuridae
Gene: FAM53C
Product: family with sequence similarity 53 member C
Exons: 5
Coding region: 928-2061 (377 amino acids)
Biological process (GO): protein import into nucleus
Cellular component (GO): nucleus
Source: RefSeq, a predicted model, not a curated record
UCAGUGCAUCUACUCUGAGUAGAACUUACUUAGAUACUGUUUUGCCUUAUUUUACUCUAGUAGAGCUUCGAGGCUGCAGCUCUUGGGUUUUAUAAUGCAUAUUGUUACACUGUAUAGAGGAAAGGUAUAAGUUCCAACUUGUACAAAAUGAGAGAUGUUCUGUGAAAUAAUUAAUUUGCCUUUUUUCUGUUUCGAAUGAGCUGUUUGCCUUUGGAGUACAUUCUCCACUUCAGCAUUCUGAGAUAAUUUAGCAAAUCUGAAUAUUAGGGAUUGGUUGUUCAUAUCAAGAGGGAAAGUUCAAACUGGGAUAACAGUGGCAAUGGCAAAUGAUUAAGUAUGCUCAUAAUGGGUGUUGACUUCUAAUGUAUUAAGUGCUGAUAAUGAGAGAUUAAGUUAAGUAGGCUAUGCAUCUGAUUCAGAUUUUGCUCUCAAUACUAAGUUGUAUUUUCUUGUCAUGGAACAUUGUACUUCUUACCAUAAUGCGUUGAAAAAAACCCUCCAGACUGCAGUGUUUGCGUAUUUGUAGAAAAUUUGAAGAAUAACUCAAGGAACUCCUCUGUAGUUCCUCAAAGAAUCAGAAGACAAAUCUGAGAAUGGAAUCCUUAUUCUUAAGUUGUACCGCAAAAAUACAACAUAGCAUGCUUGGGGCUGCUUGGGACAAAUAAAAUCAACAUGUGGAAAAUGAAAGUUGGAGUGUUGUUGCUGUGACUAUGGAACCUGGAUUCACAGCCAAAAAGCUCACUGGCUGACAUUCGGGGUUCCUGAGGAUGACAUGGAGUAUGGCUAGCAUCUAUGAAGACGACAGCUUAGCAGGUGCGAUGAUGAUGAUGCUCGAAUACAGCUGGACUUGCUGAGGGAGGCGAAAGGGUGGCAGGCGGCAGGAGCUGGAGUCUCAAGGGUUCUGGUGUCUGGCCUCUGUAAGAAGCCAUGAUUACCCUGAUAACUGAACAGCUACAGAAACAAAGCCUGGAGGAAUUGAAAUGCACAUCCUUCAGCAUCAGCCUGCCUUUGCCUGAUCAUGCUGAUGUGGCCAGCUGUGGCAGCCCCUUCCAGAUAGCGCCUGAGGGAGCUUCAUGGAGAGACCUGGCUCCUUGUCCAAAGAUCCAUCUUCAGGACAGCACAGGUCUUUACCAACACUCCAGCUUGAGCCUUCCCCUGCCUCCCUGCACCCCAGACAACCGUCCUCAGAAAAGUUUCAUAUCACAAACACUGGCCACUAACUCACUAGUCUCAGAAAAGGCUUCUGUGCCCCCCACCAAAAGACACUGCCGUUCACUGUCAGUGCCUGAAGACCUCUCCCGUUGGCAGGCUGUUUGGAGGCCCCUGGGCUCCAAAGUGUGGACACACAUCAAACGUCGGGACAAUAGUGGAGGGGACACUUUGGCAGUACAGGUCCAGAACCUGGCCCAGGGAGCCAACAGACCUUGCUUCAACCCUGCCCCUAGUGCCUCUCACCAGUGUGUUCAAGAUGGUGCUGGUGGUGGCAGGAGCCCACCUUUCUUCAGUCUGGCCCUAUCCCGAGAAUCGCCAGCAAGCGUAUCAUGGGAGACUGGAGAGACUUUGCAGCCCUACGCUUUGCAACGACGUUUCUCCCUGUCACCUGUCAGAUUCCUCCCCUCCCCACGAAGUUCCACAACCUCCACUCCAGAGUUGCUUCGACACCAGCACACCCUCCCUCGCAGCCGCUCACAACCGUGUGACUUGGACACCAGGAAAUGUGGACUCAAGCGGCGCCAUGAUGAGGAUGUGAGGUGGCAUAGGCCCUCGCUUGAUUUCUACAAGAUGAAUCAGAAACCGUUUGCAGGAGGUGUCUGUCAGUUGGACAAAUCUGAGGAAGGUGGCUAUUCAUCAUGGCUCUUGGCCUGCAGCCCACAAGCACCUUCGGCUCCAUGCAGUCCCCUCAGCAAUUGCGUCCAGGCUCUUAGUGAAAGUGAGGAAGAGGAGGAAGAGGAAGCAGCAGUACAAGCAGCAAGGAGACUGAACUGGAAUUUAGCAAGCAAAAGGACACUCUUCCAACCAGACUUUAGUGAUCUGGAUCUAACUUUGAUUGAGGAGAACUAGGGGUUGGCUGUCUCUAUGAUAAACUGACUGUGGGAUCAGCUGCAAGGGGGAGAUGGCACUCCCUGAUGAGGGAAUAGGGGUGGGUGUAGAGGGAAAAGUGGCAAUGGGGCCAGUGGGGUUUUGUCUGCUUGUUUCUUUUGUAUUAAAAAAG